Molecule: messenger RNA, 1869 nt
Organism: Cladophialophora yegresii CBS 114405
Lineage: Eukaryota; Fungi; Ascomycota; Eurotiomycetes; Chaetothyriales; Herpotrichiellaceae
Exons: 7
Coding region: 1-1869 (622 amino acids)
Biological process (GO): transmembrane transport
Cellular component (GO): membrane
Molecular function (GO): transmembrane transporter activity
Source: RefSeq, a predicted model, not a curated record
AUGGCUGCCUCAUUUGAAGAGAAACGAGUUGACGCUGGGGUCGAAGUCACGGAGCAUGCCCGCUCCGAGGCUCGACAUGUGGCCGUUCACGAGAUUCCUCUCGAUCUCGACGACCCACACAAAGCAGCAUUGGAGGACAACCCGGAAAAAGCAGAGGGCUUGACCUUGACGACUUUUCUUGCGAUAGCUUCCCUCUCGUUCUCCUAUGUCUGUCCGAUUUCAUGUGGAUUUGUCCUCGUCACUAGCAUCCUUGUCCCAAUUGGGACGGAUCUUGGAGACACUCAGCACAUUUCUUGGAUUGUCGGCGGCUGGAGUAUUGCGUCGUCGGUCAGCUUCUCUCUCGCCGGCGCCAUCAGUGACGUCUUCGGCCGAAGAUGGACUAUAGUCGCCGGUGAAAUCAUUGCAAUUGUUGGAUCUAUCAUAGCGUGUACUGCGCAGUCGACCCUUAUGCUCGCAGCAGCCUCGACCGUCAUCGGAUUUGGCUGUGGCAUUAUCUUUGUGAGCUAUGCCGGCAUCCAAGAACUCGUCCCCAACAAGUGGCGAGGCUUGCUCGGUCUUACCGAAUGUGCCAUGACAUUGCCAUGGGCGGCUGCCGGCACCUUGAUUGCUACCACCUUGAAUGCCAAUACGGCUGCCGGCUGGCGCUGGUGCUACUAUAUCGGUAUCAUAUACGGUGUUCUAAGUAUGAUCGGCACAAUCCUCUUCUACUAUCCCCCACCGAGGCCACAGUACGAUUUCCAGAAGUCCCGCUGGCAGCAAAUCAAGGAGGUCGAUUAUAUCGGAUUCCUGCUUUACACUGGCGGUUUGACCAUAUUCCUGAUCGGACUAACCUGGGCCGGAACCCCCGGGCAUGCCUGGAAAUCGGCUUCCGUGAUUGCACCAAUCAUCGUGGGUAUCUUGACCCUGGUGGCGUGCUUCAUCUACGACUUCACAGUACCGCAACAGCCGUUCUUCCCAUUGAGCUUGUUCCGCCAAGUCCGCGAGUUUACAGUGCUCCUCGUGGUUGUUUUUGUGGCCGGCAUGGUUUUCUACUCCUUCGCAGGCCUGCUUCCACAGGGUUCGCUCUACAUGUACACGUCCGACCCGAUCCAGAUCGGUGUCAUUGCUCUGCCAAACGGCAUCGCCCAGGUCCUGUGUGGCGGUAUUGCGACCCUCUUCAUGGGCAAACUCGGCCAUUUGAAGCUUCAAGUCAUCGUGUGCUUGAUUUUCCAGACGGUUUUCACGGCAGCCUUUGCUGGUUUUAUCCCCAUGAACCGAGCGGCAUGGUCGGCAUUCCAGUUCUUCAGCAUGGGACCUUUCGCCUUGAUCACUCUGCUCUGCUAUGUGAUCGCGGGGCUAAAUGUGCCACUGAGGCAUUUGGGUAUCGCCUCCGGGUUGAUUGGGACAUUCCGCAGUGGAGGCGGCAGUGUUGGCAAUGCGAUCUUCAACACAAUUCUCAACGGCGUAGUCAAAGGCCAAAUCCCUAAGAAGCUCGCCGAGGUGGCAGCUACCUACAAUCUGUCUGCCGAUCAACUGGCAGCUUUAAUUCCUGCUACGGCUGAAAAUGCGGUGGGAAUACCAGGAGUAUUUGCUUCGGUCCCUGGGAUAACUCCCGCCAUUGAACAGGCGGCCGCCCAAGCAUACAAGGAAGCAUAUGCCCACGCCUUCAGGAUGGUCUUCUACAGCUCCAUCCCGUUCGGAAUUAUCGCCAUCGCUUGUGCGUGCUGCAUCAAGGACUCGUCUCAGUACCUCACAAAUCACACCGCGGUCCACAUGGUGCGGGAGGGUGCGUUGGGAAAGAACCCUGGUCGGACGCACGAGCAUGCGAAUACAGCUCCAAUGUUCGAGGACUCCAAGGUUACUCACUCCGAGGAUGACCGAUCGUCAUAG